Fusarium graminearum PH-1 is the source of this 1027-nucleotide messenger RNA. RefSeq lists its product as uncharacterized. NCBI's taxonomy places the organism in Eukaryota, Fungi, Ascomycota, Sordariomycetes, Hypocreales, Nectriaceae. The coding region runs from base 204 to 758 and encodes 184 amino acids. The record is from RefSeq and is a predicted model, not a curated record. The transcript is spliced from 2 exons.
CACAGACAUACACCCCUGUCGUACCUGAUUCGACUUGUUGUUGACUAGAAUCUAUAAACUACAUAAAGCCUCAUCUUCAUCCAUCUACUCGAGUCUUCUUUUCUUUCCUCCUCAUCCAUUCGCUCUUACACUGCAUCUUACACUCGUUGUAUCUCGCCUUAUCAACCAACAAGAACAAAAAAACAAACAAACACACAUUCAAAAUGAAGUACUCCGUCGCUUUCGUUGCUCUCGCCGCUGUUGCCGCUCAGGCUCAGUCUCUUGCCGACGUCCCCAAGUGCGCCAUUCCUUGCCUCGACAAGGCCAUCGCCAGCGAGACCAGCUGUGACAAGACCGACCUCGCCUGUGUCUGCAAGGGCUUCAGCGCUGUCCGAUCCAAGGCUACCUCUUGUGUCAUUGACGAGUGUGGUACCGACGUUGCCAUCAACGAGGUCCUUCCCGCUACCGAGAACCUCUGCAAGAACCCCCCCAAGGAGUCUGAGGCCAAGUCCACCGCCGAGGAGGAGAAGCCCACCACCACCGCCGCUGCCACCUCCACCUUGGUCGUUGUCACCACCAGCGCCGAGGUUGUUGAGACCACCGCCGCUGCCACCACCACUGUCGCUCCCAUCAUUCCCACCACCGCUGCUGAGGAGCCCGCCACCAGCACCCCCGCCGCUGCCACCCCUACCAAGGGUCCCGAGCAGGCCAACGGUGCUGCUGGCCUCAAGGGUCUCGGUGCCCUCGCCAUGGCUGCUUUCGCUGCCCUUGCUCUGUAAAGGAGUUUAAGGAACCAGCUUGUCAGUUAUGAAAAGACCAAUUCCUCAAGUAGUCGAACUGGACAGCCAAUGUGCAUCUGGUGAGACGAACGGGGUAAGAGGCAUUGUUUUUUUAAAGUUGAAAGGACGAUAUUGAUUAUGUGUAUGAGAAUUGGAAACGCUAUCGGGAAUCGAUUCACGGGUUAAUAGUAAUGGUCUUUGACCACAAUGAAUAUAAGCGAAUAUACCAGUGACAAUUACCUUACUUCUCUCCCUCUUUCGUUUUUGCA